CACACACAUCGACAUCUGUUUUUGUUUUCGUUGGAGCUAAGAAGAAGGAAGUGUGCUUGGAAUUGGCGGCAGUUUGACCGCAGCAACGUCGCUUGCAACACACACACUCACAUGGAGCUUCGCACAUACACACACUCGUACGCGUUCGUCAUCAAACUAAGAGGCCUUGCCGCCCCACUCUGAACCCCUACCCCUAUUCCUCCCUCUGCGUUCACCACCCAUUGUGACAUUUGAUUUAUUUGACGUGUGUGUUUUUGAUAGAAGCUCAACACGAAACUGACACACGUUCUGGCACACACUACCAAUACCACUACCACGGCGAAACAGAGACGCUUAGUCGCCCAAGAAUUUGUGUAGUGGGCAAAAAUAAAAUACAUUUCAUAUUUGCCCUAAGUGUUUAUACUGUGGCAAUAUUCAUGAGAAGAGUCACAUUAAGUCGAAACAAAACCAAAGUCAAUGAGCGGUAAUACAUAGUAAAAUUUGUUCAAAAAAGCUGUGGAAUCAACAACAAGAAUCUAAAGAAGAAGAACAUAAUAUAUUUUGCCAAAAUGAUGCUACACGAGGCAGUUAUGUUGGAGAUCUACCGGCAGGCACUAAGUGCAAGUGAGCUGGCAAGUCCUCGUUGUCAAUCCCGAGAAUCGAGUGCCUCCGCUGCACCGGGCGACAUUCGCUGUCCGUCUAAUGAAUCGCAUUGUUCGGCCAAUAACGAUUGCCUUACUCCAGCGCCAACACCCACAUCAAUUACACCUUCUUCACCGCCAGUUGGUCUACCACUGACAGCGACUUUGGCGCCAGCGGCAGCAGCGGCUUUGCUUCCUCCACAAUCUGCCGCGAUGGCGGCGUACUUGGCAGCCGCGCAGCAGAAUCACUUGCUGCUAACGAAUCCCUUGGCAGCAGCCGCUUCGCUGGUACAGCAGGCGACGCAACAGGCUGGAUCUCCUGGCAACAGAGGGCUAAUGGAGGAAUCGCCAGCCUUAGAUUUCAGCCGAAAACGCACGCAUAGCGAAGGAGACGAGGACGAGGAGCGAGAGGAUGAACGCGAACAAGAAACCGGAGAAGGUGACACAGGUCCAUUAGACCUUUCCGUAAGCACUCGAAAGCGGGAGUUUUCGAGUGGGGAUCAUGAUUCGCCCGUCCGUAAACUUCCUCGUACCAAUGACUACAAAUCACCACAUCCUCCAGCGAAUUGGGCACCUGCUUUGAAUCCCUAUCUGGCCGCAGUUGCUGCAAAAACUAGCAAUGAAGUUGCCAGCAAAGCAUUGGAAAAGAUGAGUGAGAUGUCACGAUUAGAUGCACCUACUUCUGCCAAUAGGAAUCCCCCUCAAUCUUCAGGUGGUGGUGGUGGCCGUCACAGUGCAUGGCAAUCGCACUGGCUCAACAAGGGAGCCGAUGCGGUUAAGGAUGUCUUCAAAUGCGUGUGGUGCAAGCAAAGCUUUGCUACGCUGGCGAAUCUCACCAGUCACAUGAAGGAAACGCAACACUGCGGUGUCCAAGUGCCAUCUCCAUCGUCAUCAUUAGGGACAACACAAGCUGGACGUCAGCCAACAGUAUCGACAUCAACCGGCUCUACCACCAGCACAAGCUCCACAUCAUCAUCAUCUAAUUCCAACUCUUCAAAGUCUGAGCUAAAUAUGCUAAUUAAAGAGACCAUGCCGCUACCAAGAAAAUUAGUACGUGGACAAGAUGUUUGGUUGGGAAAGGGGGCUGAACAAACUCGCCAAAUACUGAAGUGCAUGUGGUGUGGACAGAGUUUCCGCUCUCUGGCGGAGAUGACCAACCAUAUGCAGGAGACCCAGCACUACACCAACAUAAUAUCUCAAGAACAGAUAAUUUCCUGGAAGUCUGGUGAUGAGCGCGGGGGGGAACGAUUACCCCAGAACGGUGCUGUAGGAGCUGGAUCAUCUUCAUCAUCGGCACAGGGACCAGCUCUGGCGUCCAGUGUGUCUGCCGUGUUAACCUGCAAGGUAUGCGAUCAAGCCUUUGCCACUUUAAAAGAGCUUAGUUCGCACAUGGCUCAGCAGUCACACUACAAAGAUCCGACCUCGUCAUCCACCUCGUCUAUAUCGCCACCAGCAUCUAAUCCAGCACCACCGACUAUUGCUUCAGUAAAAAAAGGAGGCGGUCGCCAAACUCGGAAUGAGAAGCGCAAAAAGUCAUUGCCCGUACGAAAACUUCUUGAACUAGAACGAUCGGCAACCAGUGUGGGUUCCGGGUUGGAUUCAGCAUUGAAGCCGCUACGGGAUUUUGCUGCGGCAACAAAGAUAACCUGCGAGAAAUGUGGCGGUAAGAUCGAAACGGCUCUUUUUGUGGAGCACAUACGUAAGUGCCUGGGCGAUAGCAUUCCAAUUCCGCCACGCAGGCCUCCGGCUGAGCGUUUGGCCAGUCCCAGUGCCGGUCCCACAGGCGAAAAGCCACCUUCAGUCUUAAAUGCUUUGGAGCAGUUGAUUGAGAAGAGUUUCGAAUCCAGAGGAUCUCGCUUAAACCAGGGUGGAUAUUCCGAGUCGGGAACUCCUUUGGGCGCCAGCAUAUUGAAGCGCUUGGGCAUCGAUGAUAGCACCGAUUAUACUAAACCUCUGAUGGACGCCCAGGCUAUGCAUCUCCUCCGCUCUUCUUAUGCAGUACGUGAUCGCAGUGCAAGUGAGUCAAGCUCCACAAGCCGUGUCGAGUCAACAUAUACACCGGAUAGACAGCAGACACCAAGACGUACACCGGAGACUCCCAUUUCGGCUCCCGUUCUUCCCCUGCCACCACCACCGCCCAUUAUUAAAUCGGAGCCACUAGAUACUGAAGCAGGUGAAGCUGAUGUUGGCAUCAGGCAACAAAUCAAUGUAAAAAAAGAGUUCGCAAUGGAGCCAACAGCUGCGAAUCAGCGCGAUAGUCCAAAAUCGACCAGUGAGCGUUCAAGUAUAUCUUCGCCCACUCCGACAACGUCAACACCUGCUGAUAGUGGUAGUCUGCUCGCCCUAAACACAAUGUUUGAUCAGCUUAGCUCAGUGGAGGCCAAUAACAACAAUAACACUGGACAAUACAACCAUAAUAACAGUUCUAGUAGUAACUCGAAAAAACCAAGAGCUCAUCCCUUGGCCGCACUACAAAAGCUAUGUGAAACCACGGAUCCACCCUCGUCAAAUACCCGGAGUGCAUCUGCUUCUUCGACAUCUGGUGUCAACGGCAACGAUUUAGUGUCCUUCAGUUGGGCCUGCAAUGAGGCUGUGCUCAGCGCCAACGCAAAUAGUGGCAUCGAUUCCAUCAUUAAGUGCUCAUUCUGUGAUACACCCUUUGGCUCUAAAGGUGCUUAUCGACACCAUCUUUCAAAGGUGCACUUCGUCAAAGAUGCGGGCGAGGAUUCGCCAGUAGAGCAGUCACCCAAAUCUUUGCCACUGGCGUCACCAAAGCGAGCGGCCUCAAGGAGUCCGGCAUCGCAACAGCAACAGCCGUCACCAUCGCCCACCAUCAAUCCGUAUGAAGAGAGUCCGCAGUCCAAGUUUUUAAAGUACACGGAGCUGGCCAAGCAGCUGUCCUCAAAAAAUGCUUAGACCACCUUCAGUUACAGCAAUCAGGAUUUGGAUGAGGAUGAUGUGGUGGAAACCGCAAGAGGGAAUUCUUAAAUAAUGCUUUUUUUUAGUGUAUUGCGUUCCAUUCGUUCCACUCCAAUACUGAUUUCUGAUCAAUGAGAGAAUCUGCAAGUUCUCUAUUUCUCUCACCAACAUGUUGUUCUUUGCAGCGCCAAGUGAUUCCCCUACUUUUGCUGAAUUUCCCCAGUUUGUGUAUUCCCCUCUUUGAGGCUGGCAGUGACGUCACUUCAAUUGUCAGUCCGUUUGUUUUUAUUGUUUCCCAAUCAGACAUAAUGCUAUCUCAGUCGUUCAUGCGCGAGAGGGUCGUCUCUUUGAAUUCAAUUACCACCACUUUGACGAACUGCUGUCCAUCAUCAGAGCGGGCGGACGCCAAGCACGUACAUACAAAUACAUAUACGAGAUUACGAAGAGCAACAGAGAUGGUUAUAGUGCGCACUGCUAUUUGACGAAAAGCGACGACACGAGUUCGUCAAAGUUGGACCAAAAGCAAAAAAGAAACUGAGAACAACAUAAGCAAAAACAAAACUGACCCAUGCGAUUGGAUGGAGCAAAGCAUGAGCAAAAAGCAACAACAAACCCAAAGUAGGUGGGGUAAAUUGAGUUUAUUUGGAACCAGUCUGAGUGCAAACAUUUCGCUAUUGAGUGAGAUAAAUGCAUUGAGUUCAUGUUGAGCAAAAAUAACGAA
This is a messenger RNA of Drosophila willistoni, 4260 nucleotides long. It is a transcript of the gene tio, whose product is annotated as protein tiptop. The transcript has 3 exons. The record is from RefSeq and is a predicted model, not a curated record. Gene Ontology annotation, biological process: regulation of transcription by RNA polymerase II. Gene Ontology annotation, cellular component: nucleus. NCBI's taxonomy places the organism in Eukaryota, Metazoa, Arthropoda, Insecta, Diptera, Drosophilidae. Gene Ontology annotation, molecular function: DNA binding; DNA-binding transcription factor activity, RNA polymerase II-specific. Bases 549 to 3536 code for a protein of 995 amino acids.